AUGGCUCAAAUCGCAAUAUCUUCAAUCUCAAGCUUCAAAAACUUACAUUCAAUUCUAAAGAAGUCUAAGAACUUGGCUCUUAAGAGCUAUUUUGAUGACCCAGAGUCCAAAAAGAACGAGAACGACGAUGGGAAAGACACUUAUUCUAGAACAUCACUAAUAUUCCCAAUAACAAGACAAUCGAAAAGGCAUGUUUCUUUUAAAGACCUUGAAAGUAAAAAUGAAAAAUUCCCUUGCAAUUACCUAACUCCUCCCUUUCAACUGGAAGAUAUCAGUAAAUUUUUCAAACUUUUGGUUAGAUUAACCUCCCUUAAUUGAGCAAAAUUUAAUUUUUAUUGGUGAAAAUAUUUUUAUUACAAUUUAAUGCUGCUAAAUUUGAAAAUUAACAUACAUGUUGCUCUAUUUUAAAGGGAGGGGUGUAAUUAGUAUCGUUUAUUGCAAAUUUUUGAACACUGUCGUGGUUUGAUCAAAAGGGGGUACAUAGAUUGAAGGUACCAAUUUGAAAAGAGACCUUUGUAAUUAAAAAUUAAAAAUUAUCUAAGCUAUUAGCGAUUAAAUGCUCUUGCUGGUUCAGAUGGUUCGCUGUGAAGUGCAAAUUGUUCGGAUCUGCAAUGUGGACAUAAUGCCUUUGAGCUCCUGCAGCAGUUUUGAUGAGUUGGUUCGAAACAGCAAACUGUAUACAUCAUAUUUGGCCUUCUUGUGAGACAAAUCAUGCAUGGAUGCAGGCUUUCAUCUUCCACUAUGCUCAUUGAACUGGAAUCAAGUGAAAGCCUUUCCAUAAGCUGCUCAAUAUUGGCUUGGACAUAUCUUCUCACAGCUCCACUUCUUCUUAUUUUUGGGAGAUGAGCUGUUGCAGCUGUAGUCACAUGAGCAUUGAGCAUCCUUAUUUGCGCUAAUUGGGCUUGAGAUGAAUCUUUUUCAAUUCUGCUUUCAUUAUGAUCUCGCUGAAAUAAAGGGUUAUCAGGUUCAUAGUAGUACGCAAUUGUCUUUAAGUAAUCUUUUCCUAAGCACCUAAAGUAAUAGAUAGUUCAUAUUUUAAUUAAUGGAAAAAAAUUUCAUGUGAUAAAAUUUUUGGGUACGGCAAAAUGGCUGAAAUGUAAAUUCUGAUAAUUCUGAUGUAAUAACAAAAAAUGGCAAAUGCAGAUCAUCCAAUAUACUCUAACCAAACAAACUUAAUUUUACCACUGCAGGCAGGAGAAAUCUUAAUACGUAACACUCAAAUUGGCAAUUCUGACACUAGUAAAUAAAAUGAACUUUAUUGUGGUAGAAGUUAAAUAUUGAGAUUUAUUUUAAAUUUUAAUAACGAACUUAUAACUUUAAAGUGACAUAGCAUCUGCACGAUGCAGAUAUGCUAUUAAAAAUUUCCAUUAGUUAAAUAAAAAUGCAUUUGAUUUACUUCAAAUUUCACUAUAUUUCAAUGCAAAACUCCUCACCGGAGCUCACUCCAUAAGGGGUAACAUUUUUGUAAAACGCCAUUUUUUUUAAUAUUUUUUAUAAUAAAGUUAUAACUCAAAGUGGCAUAGCAUCUACACUAUGCAGAUACGCUAUUAAAAAUUCCAUUAGUUAAAUAAAAAUGCAUUUGAUUUGCUUCAAAUUCCACUAUAUUUCAAUGCCAAACUCUUCACCGGAACUCGCUCCAUGAGGGGUGACAUUUUUCUAGUACGCCAUUUUUUUUUAAUAUUUUUAUAAUGAAGUUGAAACUCAAAGUGACAUAGCAUCUACACUAUGCAGAUACGCUAUUAAAAAUUUCCAUUAGUUGAAUGAAAAUUCAUUCAAUUUGCUUUAUUUUGCCCUAUAUUUCAUUGCAAAACUCCUCACCGGAGCUCGCUCCAUGAGGGGUGACAUUUCUAAUACACCAUUGUUUUUUAAUAUUUUUAUAAUGAAGUUGAAACUCAAAGUGACAUAGCAUGUGCAUGAUGCAGAUGCACAAUAAAAAUUUCCAUUAGUUGAAUGAAAAUUCAUUCGAUUUUCUUUAAUUUGCCCUAUAUUUCAUUGCAAAACUCUCCUCACCGGAACUCGCUCCAUGAGGGGUAACAUUUUUCUAAUACGCCAUUUUUUUUUAUUUUUAAAAUAAAGAAGUUAAGAAUAAAGUACAAUAGCAAGCACAAGAUGCAGAUGCACUAUAAAAAUUUCCAUUAGUUGAAUGAAAAUUCAUUCAAUUUCCUUUAAUUUGCCCUAUAUUUGAUUACAAAACUCCUCACCGGAACUCGCUCCAUGAGGGGUGACAUUUCUAAUACGCCAUUUUUUUUAAUUUUUAAAUAAAGAUGCUAAGAAUAAAGUGCCUGAGCAUGUACAUGACGCAGAUGCACUAUAAAAAUUUCCAUUAGUUGAAUGAAAAUUCAUUCAAUUUCCUUUAAUUUUGCCCUAUAUUUCAUUGAAAAACUCCUCACCGGAACUCGCUCCAUGAGGGGUAACAUUUUUCUAAUACGCCAUUUUUUUUUAAUUUUUAAAUAAGAUGUUAAGAAUAAAGUGAUAAAUAAAAUGGCAUUCGGUUCGAGAGAAAUUAGCUUUGCUAAUUUUCUCUCCCUCAUGGAAUUUUAUUUAUAGGGUUAGGUUUUCACUCGAGAACUUCUGGACAGCAAUAGCGGUUUAACUCUGGGGAUAACCAGAGGAACUGCUCCUCAGUCCUCUCAAGAUUUUUCGGGCUUUUACCUCUCAGCACAUCCCCACGGGAGGAUGACCCUUAGGCGGAACACGCGCAGGAGCUGAGUCGAGCGACAAGGGCGACGGCAUCGCGCCGGGUGAGACGUGCAGCAAGCUGGUGAAGCAGGAGUUGAUAGAAGGCUUGGCCAGGUCUGACCUGUUCCAAGAUGGCUCGCCUACGUCACUAGUUUUGCCAUAGGUCCUUUUUGGGCUGCGGCACUAGACACCUUAAACACCAGAUAAUUAAGUUAAGUUAAGUUAAGAAUAAAGUGCCUGAGCAUGUACAUGACGCAGAUGCACUAUAAAAAUUUCCAUUACUUGAAUGAAAAUUCAUUCAAUUUCCUUUGAUUUGCCCUAUAUUUCAUUGAAAAACUCCUCACCGGAGCAUGCUCCAUGAGGGGGUAACAUUUUUAAAUCAGCCAUUUUUUUUUUAAUUUUAAAAUAAAGAUGUUAAAAAUAAAGUGACAUAGCAUGUGCAGUAACAGAUUCGCUAUAAAAAAUUUUCAUUAGUUGAAUGAAAAUUUAUACGAUUUCCUUUAAUUUGCCCUAUAUUUCAUUGCAAAACUCCUCACCGGAACUCGCUCCAUGAGGGGAGACAUUUUUCUAAUGCGCCAUCCUUUUUACUGUUUUUAUAAUGAAGUUGAAAAUCAAAGUGGCAUAGCAUGUACACGAUGCAGAUGCACAAUAAAAAUUUCCAUUAGUUGAAUGAAAAUUCAUUCAAUUUGCUUUAUUUUGCCCUAUAUUUCAAUACAAAACUCUUCACCGGAACUCGCUCCAUGAGGGGUGACAUUUUUCAAAUCAGCCAUUUUUUUUUUAAUUUUAAAAAGAUGUUAACAAUAAAGUGCCUGAGCAGGUACAUGAUGCAGAUGUACUAUUAAAAUUUCCAUUAGUUGAAUGAAAAUUCAUUCAAUUUCCUUUAAUUUGCCCUAUAUUUGAUUGCAAAACUCCUCACCGGAGCUCGCUCCAUGAGGGGUGAUAUUUCUAAUACACCAUUGUUUUUUAAUAUUUUUAUAAUGAAGUUGAAACUCAAAGUGACAUAGCAUGUGCAUGAUGCAGAUGCACAAUAAAAAUUCCAUUAGUUGAAUCAAAAUUCAUUCAAUUUGCUUUAAAUUUCCCUAUAUCUCACUGCAAAACUCCUCACCGGAACUCGCUCCAUGAGGGGUAACAUUUUUUAAUAAGCCAUUUUUUUUUUAAUUUUAAAAUAAAGAAGUUAAAACCAAAAUUGACAAAGUAUGUACGCGAUGCAGAUGCACUAUAAAAAAUUCCAUUAGUUGAAUGAAAAUUCAUACAAUUUUCUUUAUUUUGCACUAUAUUUGAUUGCAAAACUCAUCACCGGAACUCGCUCCAUGAGGGGUGACAUUUUUGUAAUAAGCCAUUUUUUUAAAUAUGUAAAUAUAUAAAUAUUAACUAGAAAUCAGAUGCGCUAGAAAAUCUAAUUAAUAUUUUUAUAAAUAUAUAAAAAUAAAUGAUUAUAUUGAUGAUUCCAAUAAUGAGUGUUGAUUUAUUUAAAAAUUAAAAAAAAAUGGCUUAUUAUAAAAAUGUUACCCUCAUGGAGCGAGUUCCGGUAAGCAGUUUUGCAUUAAAAUAUAGGGAUAAUUCAAGUAAAUCUAAUGAAUUUUGAUUCAACUAAUGGAAAUUUUAAUAGUGCAUCUGCAUCGUGUACAUGCUAUAUCACUUUAUUCUUAACUUCAUUAUAAAAACAUUAAAAAAAAAUGGCUUAUUAUAAAAAUGUCACCCCUCAUGGAGCGAGUUCCGGUGAAGAGUUUGGCAUUGAAAUAUAGGGGAAAUUAAAGCAAAUCUAAUGAAUUUUGAUUCAACUAAUGGAAAUUUUAAUAGCACAUCUGCAUCGUGCAGAUGCUAUGCUACUUUGAAUUUCAACUCCACUAUCUAAAAUUAAAAAAAAAUGGGGUUUUAAAAAAAUGUCAACCCUCAUGGAGCGAGUUCCGGUGAGGGGUUUUGUAACGAAAUAUAAGUGAAAUAAAAGCAAAUGGAAUGAAUUUUGAUUUAACUAAUGGAAAUUUUAAUAGUGCAUAUGUAUUGUGUAUAUGCUAUGUCACUUUAUUAUUAACUUCUUUAUUAAAUAUUAAAUUAAAUCGCAAAAUCUAACUUCUAUCACAACAAAGUUUAUUUUAUUACCUAGUAUAUUGGAUAAUCUGCAUUUGCCAUUUUUGUUAUUACAUCAGAAUUAUCAGAAUUUACAUUUCAGUCAUUUUGCCGUACCAAAAAUUUUAUCACAUGAAAUAUUUUUCCAUUAAUUAAAAUAUGAACUACCAAGAAGUAAACAUCAUAUAGAUUCCUUUGCCUCAGGCCGUCGGAAAUCAUGAUAAAGCAAACCUAUAUGCGCUUUUACAGCAUAUCAGGUAUUAUUUGCCUGAUUAUUCAAUCACAUCCAUUAGCUUUCUUGCAUAAGCAUACAUGUCCACAAUACCUCUACUAACAAGAUCCCAAGUCCAGCUUCCUCCAGCAAGAUGCAAAGGCAAAAAGAACCAAUUUGUGAGAAUAGCACUUGCGAAUAAUCCAAAAAUAUUAUUUACUCAGUAUCUAUUACUUUAGGUGCUUAGGAAAAGAUUAUUUAAAGACAAUUUACGUACUACUAUGAACCUGAUAACCCUUUAUUUCAGCGAGAUCAUAAUGAAAGCAGAAUUAAAAAAAGAUUCAUCUCAAGCCCAAUUAGCACAAAUAAGGAUGCUCAAUGCUCAUGUGACUACAGCUGCAACGGCUCAUCUCCCAAAAAUAAGAAGAAGUGGAACUGUGAGAAGAUAGAUAAUUUUAUUUUUAAUUACAAAGGUCUCUUUUCAAAUUGGUACCUUCAAUCUAUGUUCCCACUUUUGAUCAAGCCACGACAGUGUUCAAAAAUUUGCAAUAAAUGAUAUAAUAUUUAAACAAAGUUAUUGUUGAGCAUCUAUAUGGAGAGUUCAAGCUUUCAUUUCCACCUAUCAAGUGAAUCUCUCUAUUUAAGAAAUGAGAUUUUUUCAACUUGAAAGCUCGAGCGAUCCAUACGAAUUUUCAAGCUAUAGCGCUCUGAAUCAAUAAAUUUUAUUAAAUUGCUAUUUUUCGGUCUCAAUUUAAAGGGAGGAGUAAAAGAUUCUCAUAAGGAAUGCUAUAGGACUGACAUAGAUUUUUUGUUUAAAAAGAUGAAUUCAGAAAUGUCAUUAAUGUUUGACCGCCAACGAGAAAUACUAUCAGUCAUAAUUGAUGACAGCGACAUUAAUAGGCUUCACAAUGUGAAUGAUUUUCAUGAAUUGCUUGAUUCUUAUGCGGUAAAAAAGCCGUUAGAAACAAAAAAAAAUAUCAAAACAGACUUUUCAAACUUUAGAGCACGGAAUGACUCUUAA
Messenger RNA from Blepharisma stoltei, 5978 nucleotides. Lineage: Eukaryota; Ciliophora; Heterotrichea; Heterotrichida; Blepharismidae. The record is from the annotation of a GenBank genome assembly.